Lolium rigidum is the source of this 363-nucleotide messenger RNA. Its product is annotated as non-specific lipid-transfer protein-like. The record is from RefSeq and is a predicted model, not a curated record. Gene Ontology annotation, biological process: lipid transport. The transcript has a single exon. NCBI's taxonomy places the organism in Eukaryota, Viridiplantae, Streptophyta, Magnoliopsida, Poales, Poaceae. Gene Ontology annotation, molecular function: lipid binding. Bases 1 to 363 code for a protein of 120 amino acids. Gene Ontology annotation, cellular component: membrane.
AUGAGCAAGAGCUCGAGCUUUGCGCAGGCAAGCGGCCUCGCCGUCCUCCUCCUGCUGGCCCUCGGGCUCCAGCAGCUCGAGGCGGACAUGUCAACGUCGUGCUCCGGCGUGCUCUCCGGCGUGUCGCCGUGCCUCGGCUUCCUGGAGGGCGAGGAGGACUACCCCUCCGCCGACUGCUGCAACGGCAUGUCCAGCCUCGUGGCGGCCGCGGCCACCGCGGACAACCGGCAGGAAGCGUGCGAGUGCCUCAAGUCGGCCGCGGCAGAGGGCAGCGCCGAGUCCACAGCCGCGCGGGACUUGCCGGCCGACUGCGGCAUCUCGCUGCCGUUCACCAUCUCCGCCGACGUCGACUGCUCCCAGUGA